This is a messenger RNA of Mya arenaria, 2635 nucleotides long. RefSeq lists its product as uncharacterized. Lineage: Eukaryota; Metazoa; Mollusca; Bivalvia; Myida; Myidae. The coding region runs from base 893 to 2140 and encodes 415 amino acids. The record is from RefSeq and is a predicted model, not a curated record. The transcript has 4 exons.
GUUUUCUCGAGAGGAAUCAGAGAUACUGGCAUUUUGGUAGUAGAAUUGUAUCAGAAAAUAUGGAUACAUUAAAUAGAGUGGCAUAUUAAUUUAGUGUCAUAACAUCUACAUUAGAUAUCCAUAUUCUAUUAGACAAAUCUCAUAUUUCACCUGGUCCUCCAGUCCAGGUUUGAGAGUGAAAGCCAGAGUUUGAUUUGGGUAACGUGUCUAAAGUACCAGAUACUUUGACGUUUCACCGUUACUGCCAUUCCAGUGGUUACACGGAUAGAUUUGUUUUAAUGUGAAAAUGACAAAAUAAAAUAUCGAACGAAACUUUAUCUACAAUUGUCGUCACUUUAACGAUGGUAGAACCAAAAGUUACAUUAAAUCCACGGCAAUUUAUCUCUGCUAUCUCUUGAAAUCAUUUGCUCGUUUAAACCUGUCAAAAUUGUGUCGGUUCACAAAAGAUAAAAGGCUGAGGAAAUAUUGAAACCUUCAGUUUACACACCAUGGCCACUGGAGGAGCAUCGCUACGCAAGGUUUCUGACCUUGUUCAUGACUACAGUUGUUCCAAGUGUGAGGAAUUUGAUCUUAAUAUUGAAGCCAAUCACUUCUGUCCAGAGUGUGAACACUAUCUGUGUGACAAGUGUGUGAAGCUACAUAAUGGGUUUCAUAGAAAACAUACCGUAUACGGACGUGGUGACAUUGAGAAGUGGGAGGGUUUGACCUUGACAUAUGUGACCAACAUGGCAACAAGCUGGAGGUCCACUGUGAUGACCACCAGGAAUUGUGCUGCCACGUUUGCGUAGCUCUAAACCACAGGCAGUGUAUCAGCAUCAGUCACCUGCCUGACCUGGCCAGAGACUUCCUGAAAACAGAGGAGUUCAAGCGGCUGCCAGCAACAGUUUACCAGAUGAUGAGCAGGUUGGUUGAUCUCAAGAAUUCUAUGAAAGAUCAAGCCUCACUGAGGAUCACAUACAUGAACAUUAUGGCUGAAAUCAAGGCUCUCCGAAAAGAGAUAAACAACAUUUUGGAUCAGCUUGAGAAGAAGACAGUUGAACUGUUGAAUAGCAUGAUCAUGGAUUUAGAUGCAAGUGUAAAAGUAGAUAUGGAAGAGUGUGCCGAUAUGCAUGACCAGCUGAAGACCAUGAUAGAAAAAGUCCAGCAGAUGACAGGCAAACACAAGGAGACAAGUUCUUACAUUGGCUACAUACGAUUACAGAACAAGCUGUCCAAAGCAAAGGAUCAAAUGAAAAAACUGCAGAAUAAGCCUGAAAACAUAAUACGAUUUAAACCUGAUAUCAGUUUACAAAAAAUACUCAGAGGCUUACAAGUGCUUGGCACCAUUCAAUGGUCAGAAAAGGCUCAUAUAUACAACUAUCUAUGCUCAAACGCAUUUAAGGUUGGUAUGGAAACCGAUGAAGAAAGCUACGCUAUUGUAGGUUUAUGGGAGUUGCCCAGUGGAGAUCUUGUUAUUGCGGACAAAACAAACAACAGAGUAAAGCUUUUGAAUAGAAAAUACGUUGUCACCUCGAGCUGUGAUAUGCCUGCUUCUCCAAAAGAUUUGUGCCACACAUCCGGAAAUGAAGUAGCUAUAGCAUUUAAUGAUUCUGAUCGACAUGGAGUCCAAUUCAUCAAUGUCACCAGAGGAAAGCUACAGAAAGUGAGAAUGUUCACCACGGACCACCUGUGCACCUGCAUUGCCUAUCACAAAGGCCAACUGUAUACGAGUUCAGGAAAUACACUUUACCAGUAUAACAUUGAUGGCAAGGUGAUCAAAAAGAUUUACGAAGACAAGUCAUGUGCCUUGACCGUCAGGAAGUGUGUUGUUAGUCCCGAUGGAGAGAGAUUUUAUGUAACGAAUUACUGGAAAAAUAAAUUGACAAUACUUGAUAAAUCAGGAAAAGUCUUAUCUUUAUUGGAAGACUCUGAAUUAAAAUAUCCAAGUGGACUAUGUGUCAUCCCCAAUGGUAAUGUGUUUGUGUGUGGGGUUGGUUCUGACAAUGUGUUACAAGUGGACAUGGAGGGACCAAAAAAGCUGGUCACAGUGGCCGGGAAUGUUGAGUGGGUGUCGAAGCCUUUGUCAUUGUGCUAUAGUGAAAGAACAUCCAGUCUUCUUGUUGGGAAUGAUUAUAUAACAAGUUUGUGCAUAUACAGUUAGCUAAAAUUGUCUACCAAACCCUCCAUUUUGUGAAAAGGGCUUAUCAGGAAUUUGAACUACUGAAUAAAUUACUACAUAGAAGGCCAUUCUGCUGUUCUAUUUACUGUGUGUAUUUCCUGAUGUUUUUUGUACUGACCAAUAUUUUAAGUAUGUGUGUUUUGAGUAUUAAAUUAUCAAAAUGUCCUUGUGACAGAGGAACUUGUUUGCAUCCAAACAGCAUGUACACACACCAAGUAAGGGCAGUUCUAUAAAACAUUUGCUUACAAAGAUUGAAGUGUUAAAACAUGUUCAGCAAUCAAAAGGAGAAGCAGAAAUAGCAUAUGAUAAUCAUGCAUAUUAAUGAGGUAAACCAAAAAUACAUUAUGAAGAAAUUUUAUCCUUGAAUUGUAUUUUCUUAGAGUAAAGAUAUAUCGCAUAUUCAUACGUUGCACAACAAGAUCCUGUGCGUAAACUUCACAGUGUGGAAUAACCGACUGUAAAACGUGUAAAUGUUCG